Messenger RNA from Rubroshorea leprosula, 2312 nucleotides. Lineage: Eukaryota; Viridiplantae; Streptophyta; Magnoliopsida; Malvales; Dipterocarpaceae. The record is from the annotation of a GenBank genome assembly.
GUUCAGAGAAUCCAGUAUGAAUUAGAAUGGCUAGAGAAUAUGAAAAAAAGAAAAGAAAAGAGAGAGAUAUAAAGUGAAAUAUUCAACUCAAACAAGCCUCUAGGAAGUCCAAUUGACUAUAAUUUAAUUAAUAAAUGGCUACUAUUAUAUGGAGACUUAAUAAAUGUAUAUAAAGACAUUUGGAUAACUGUAUCUUGCUCAUACUUGAACUCCGAAAUGUGAAACACCUAAUCUGCAGGACCAUGGAUGUGCAUCUUCAUGUAAAGGACUCAAAAUCAGUGAAAUUUAAAAUUUCAUAACUGAGAAUAAGGAAGCUUCUCCAUAGGUGCUUCAAAAUCUUUUGUAAUUUCAACCUAACUCAACUAUUUUAAUUUUUUUUUAGGUUCAAAAAGCUGAGCUUCGAAAGAAAGAAUGGAAAUAUUUUGUUCAUUAUCUUGGUUGGAAUAAAAAGUGAGUAUGCCUUCUACCAGAUAGCCGGUUAUAUUUUGAGUUCAUAUUUUGGUUCAAGGACCUUCGGGGGUCAUUCUUUACUCUUUUUCUUCCUGCUAAUAUGUGUCACUACUAUGAUAGUUCGGUAAUCUUGUGGCCUGUGAUUUGAAUUGUGCUAUCUUAAGGCAGCACCCUAUUAUUUUCAAUCACCUGUAUUUUCUUGUUCUUUUCAUUUUACAGCAUAUAAUUUAUUUUCUUGCUACUGUGUCCAUCUUACUCUCUCUGUUUUCUUCCCAAAUUUUCCAACUGUAAGAUAUACUUGGUGAUGCAACACACUUUAACUUUAAAGAAGUUUUAAGUUUUUAUCUUUUUUGAGUUUUUCCAUGGUGCACAGGUGAAUCAUACCAGAUUUCUUUUUGGUCUUUGCUUUUCUCCGAUAUAUUCAUACUGCAGGGUAAACCAAAUUUUCUUCUAUAUGGCUGUAGGCAUUUUCCCACUCAAUCAAAAUGCCUUUUGGUAAUAUCUUUUUAUGGUCAUUGGCUUAUUGGUUUUUUGUUUUCUAUUACCAACUCCUAAAAAUUAAGUUUCAGAUAAGGGAGCAAUGACCAAUGCAAAUUUAAAACCAAGACACAGGCUUUUCCUGGUUCAAACUGUUGUAGCAUGCUUUUCAUACUUUUUAAAAAGUAUUGUUCCGUUGAUAUAUCCCCUUUUUCCAAAAGGGACACAGAAAUCAUUACUGUGGGUUGGACAUCUUGACAACAGUUGGGACGAAUGGGUUGGUGCUGACCGGCUGUUGAAAGAUACUGAGGAGAAUGUCUUGAAGCAGCAAGCCCUUGAAAAAAAACAGGGUGUAGACAAGACUUCUAAGUCUGGGCGUUCUACUCAGACCAAGCCAAAGGGCUCUGCUGAUGCAAAAGCAGAUAAAGAAGACAUCAAAAACAAUGCGGCAAGAGGAAAGAAGCGAAAGAGUGAUUCAGUCAUUGAGAAGGACAACUCAUCUUCAGAGAAGCUCAUCAAAAUUCAAAUCCCGUCAGCUCUAAAGAAGCAGCUUGUUGAUGAUUGUGAAUUUGUUACCCAACAGGAUAAGCUUGUUAUACUUCCCCGGUCACCCAAUGUGGAUGAAAUCUUGACAAAGUACCUUGAUCACAGGUCCAAGAAAGAUGGCAUAAUGGCAGAUUCAAUUGGAGAAAUCCUCAAGGGUGUUCGGUGUUACUUUGAUAAAGCUUUGCCCAUGAUGCUUCUGUACAAAAAAGAGCGCCAACAGUACCACAAAGCAGUCCUUGGUGAUGUCUCCCCGUCAACAGUAUAUGGUGCAGAGCACUUACUACGCCUCUUUGUUAAGUUGCCUGAGCUGUUGGCGUAUGCGAAUGUUGAAGAGGAAACAUUGACCAACUUGCAGCAGAAAUUGCUGGAUUUUCUCAAGUUUCUGCAGAAGAAUCAGAGUGCCUUUUUCCUUUCUAGUUAUGAGGGACCCAAAGAUUCGGAUGGUAAAGGAAAAGAUGAUUAGGUAGCCAUCUCUGUUUUCCUUAAUCCCCAUUACCAGAUGACAGAUUUAGUGGAAGCAUCUCAUGUUCGGUUAGUUUGCUGUCCUCCACUUCUACAAUCAUCGGAUACACGGGGACACCAUCAAAUUGUUGUUGUAACAGUAGAAUUGAUAAUUCUUUCUUUGUUUUCCUCCUAUCAUCAGGGUUUUAGGUGACAUUUUUCAAGAUGUAUAAUGGCUGAUGAUUGUUUCUUUGUUGUGUGAUGGUCCUUCUGUAGCAACUAGCAAGUCCCAAUGAGAACUUGACACCCACGGAAAUUGUAGUUCUUUUCUGCAAUUCUGAAAGCUAUGCUUCCAACAUAUGGCUACGUUAUUUAUUUAAUCAACUAAGGACAAAGAU